AUGUCUCGUGUCAAAUAUGACGUAUAUGUGAGCAAGCGUGGUACUAUGGAGUUGUCUAAGAAGUUCAGGCGGCUUAAGAGGAUUGCCGCAAGGCACAAAGCAUUCACGCAGGCCGUGAUGAGAUUGACGCAUCUGCAUGAUGACGACAGCACGACACUCCAAGAUUCUUCGAGCUCGGACUCAAGUAGGCCUGAUGCAACAGCGCAUCGAUCAGAGAGUGCUAAUAUCGCAAAAUCGCAGCGGAUGGAAGAGGUGACGGCUACAAGCAGUGUACGGAAGCGAGCCAAACGACGACGCAAAUCGGACACAGCUUCACAUACCGCAUCAGACACCCAUCAGGAUACUUUCGAUACGUUAGGCAUCGACGGACGUAUAGUAGAAUGGCUGAAAACGAAGAACAUUCUAGUUAUGACGCGGGUGCAGAAAUUGGCCAUUCCCAAGUUCAUUAAAAGUGGUACGGAUGUGCUGGUGCAGUCCCACACCGGAUCGGGCAAAACACUCUGUUUCGUCGUGCCCAUCCUCGACAUGUUUAUGAAACGAUCGGCCGAUUUCCCCGACAGUGCAUUGAUCGCCAUUUUCGCCGUCAUCAUGCUGCCUACACGAGAACUGGCAACCCAAGUGCACUCCGUCGUAUCGGAUGCAAUCUCACACAUGGAACAAAACGUUGAAUGUAGCUUGGAUACAGGUGGCGUUCCGCUUUCGUGUCUUGUGCUCAUUGGUGGAUCGCCCGUGGAGCAUGACAUCAAAGCCAUCACGAAGCUGAAGACCGUUCGCGGUGCGCGACCGCUCGUCAUAGCGACACCCGGAAGGCUUCACCACCUGAUAGAUAUGCUGCAACAAGAAAUGAUGUGGACGUUCAAGGAUGUGACCGCGCUGGUGCUCGACGAGGCGGACCGGUUGCUGGAGAUGGGAUACCAGGCAGACAUGACGGCAAUAAUGGGCAACAUGCCCAAACAACGCAAGACUGGCUUCUUCUCCGCCACUUUACCCAAAGAGGUGUUGGAAUUCGCAAAAAUGAUUCUGAACAACUACCACUUUAUCAACGCCGAUGAUGGAGCUUCCAAUAAAAGGGUGGCUGCUCAUGGAGGUGAGGAGGCUCAAACAGGGUCGGAUAUGGGACAUGCCGAAGGUGCAGCUACGUAUGCAACGCCGGUGACGCUUAAGAAUUACUACCUCAUACUAGACCCAAGGGAAAAGUUGCACUUCGUAGUGCUAUUGCUGGAACAUCUCAGGAUGACUGGCGUCAGAAAGUGUGCCAUUUUCUUUCUAACGUGUGAUUUGGUGGACUACUUUUCACUCAUGAUUGAGAAGUGCCUGGCCGAUGGUGGUGAUCAAGCGAAAGAAGGCAUGCGAACGAUCCUUUACAAAAUUCAUCGCAAAAUGCCCACAGCUAGGCGCCAGCUAAACCUGGACGCCUUCCGUAAAAUGCUGGGCGCUGAUGGCAUGAAAAAUAAUUCGGAAGGAGGGCCCGAAUGUAUGGGUGCAGCUGCAAAGCCCGCUGGCAACACGCUGCAGGUGUUGCUUUGCACCGAUAUAUUCUCUAGGGGAAUAGACAUUCCUCAAAUAGAGUGGGUUAUACAGUAUGAUGCGCCACAAGACCCUAACUUCUACGUACACCGUAUCGGAAGAGUGUCACGUGCAGGGGCAUCUGGAAAUGCAAUACUGCUGUUGAACAACAGUGAAGAAGCCUACGUGCAGUUCCAAAUAAAUCGCAAAAUACCACUCACUCCACUACCGAGCAACGUACUAGAUGGUGCUACAAGCUACUACGAUAGGAUCUCUGGAACGGAACCGGCCUUGCCUCACCAUCUACACAGGGAAUGCACUACAGUCGCCCAUGGCAAGCCAUAUGUCGACUACCUGCAGGAAACAACACCCGAAAAACCGGCUCUUCCCUGGGAACAUACCUCCAAGAUGCUAUCGUACGUACGGGCACAACUCGCUGCAGACAGGGCGUUGCUACUAUCGGCAACAAAGGCAUUUGUGUCCUACACUCGGGCGUAUUCCGAACACAGACUAAAGAGCAUAUUCGAACAAAAGAACGUCGACUAUGGGGCACUUGCCACCUCCUUUGGCGUCCUUAAGGUUCCAAGGGUAAAGGAGAUACUAGGCAAACGAUUGCAAAACUUUGCCAAUAGCGAUAUCGAUGUUAACUCGGUGGCGUUCAAAAACGAGGAACAGGAGAAGGAUAGGCUAAAAAAACUUCAGCAACGGGAUAAGGAGACUAAACCCAGCUUACCGGUGAAGAAGACCGAGCCCAAGGCGAAAGUGCAGCGGACCAGGAGCGAGAAACGCGUCGUUAAGCGCGAAAAUGCGUUACGUGAGUGGGAAGAGCUCGCACGCGAAGAGUCACUCGCUAAGAAACUUAGAAAAGGCAAAAUAACUCAGGAACAGUAUGAAAAGCUUUUAAGCAAGCAGGCACAAAGUGACUCAGACGAAUCAGAUUCGUCCGACGAAUGCGACCAUCGGCCACAGGUCGCAGAAAGCGAUUCGGACUGGGAAACCGAACUUGACAACUUCGUCAGCGAGUGGAAAGAUAAGCCAAAGACAGCACGCAUAUGA
This is a messenger RNA of Babesia ovata, 2562 nucleotides long. RefSeq names its product ATP-dependent RNA helicase. The record is from RefSeq and is a predicted model, not a curated record. The transcript is spliced from 4 exons. Lineage: Eukaryota; Apicomplexa; Aconoidasida; Piroplasmida; Babesiidae. Gene Ontology annotation, cellular component: nucleolus. Gene Ontology annotation, molecular function: ATP binding; nucleic acid binding. The coding region runs from base 1 to 2562 and encodes 853 amino acids.